Molecule: messenger RNA, 2445 nt
Organism: Elgaria multicarinata webbii
Lineage: Eukaryota; Metazoa; Chordata; Lepidosauria; Squamata; Anguidae
Gene: C12H2orf78
Product: chromosome 12 C2orf78 homolog
Exons: 4
Coding region: 1-2445 (814 amino acids)
Source: RefSeq, a predicted model, not a curated record
AUGGAGAACAUUGAUUGUGAAGAUGUGUUUCCUACCAGAGAGAGGAAUCCCGUCAUUCAGGCGGACAGAGCUGUCCCUGCAUCACCAGCCCCAAACAACAAAGUGGUUUUGGUUCUCAAAGAGGUGGAGCCACGAACCGUUGUGACACCUGCUCCAGAUAGUGGGUGUUACGCAGCACCAUCAAAACCCAGCAAUGCCAGAGCAACAGAAGCAGGCUCCACAGGGUUUGAAGCUUCACAAGGAAACGAGGGGACAGCAUCAGAAAUCAUCCACUUGACAGGUGUUCCGACAUUUCAGGGGCCCCAGGAACCAGUUCUAUUAAAUCAAGCCCGAGUUCAGAACACUGCACUGAAUGUGUUGGACACUCAUCCUGGCGCACAGAGGGACCUGCAGCCAACUCCCCCCAGGCCAGAAGGUGAAGGCUCAAUGGAUGUGAUCCAGCUUCCAGAUCUGCUUAAUGAGCUUCCUGACAUUGAGCAGCUGAUGGCAACCAUUGAGCCUCUCCUUUCGGAUUGCCUGUUCCCAUCUCUGGGCCGUAAGGAGGAGGCAGAAGAGAAAACCACAGAGUCCUGCCUCCCAGAGGAAGCUGUGGAGAUAGCAGAGUCCCAAAGAGUCAGCAGCCAAUCCCAGGAUCUCUUGGGAUUGGCUUUGGGCACUCUGGAUAGCACAAUACCUGAAGAGACUCAUAUCUGUCUGCCAACUGGUCAAGAGCUGCACACAACCAAACUCCGUAGCUCAGAUGACAAAGAUUCAGGGGUGCCAGGAUCCCAGCAGUCAUGCCUCCGGGCACAUGAAAUGAAUCCUAGAGUGCCCACAGCCUACAAGGGCUCAGCUAUUGAGUUAAAGGAGGCCAGAAUAGUACUAGUCCCACUAUUUCAACAGGAGAAAAAAAUGGACAAGUCCAUAGGGACACCCAUCCCAGGCCCAAUUUACAUAGUUGAUGAUGGCAGCUCUCCAGCUGCAAAGCCAAAGGAUACGGGGAAAAACAAGAGGCGAAAGUCUCAGACCAGUAAGUGCAAAAGUCCAGAUGAUGGAAAACUGAGCCAUGAAGGGAGGCCACAUGAGAUUAUCAGGAAACGAAAAUGUAAUGAUCCCGGAUCGAAAAACGUCAGCAAAAUCCCCAGGAUCUCUGUGGAGCCAGGAGCCAGUAAAUUGAAUUCUGAUAAAAGCCAGUCCAAUCAUCUACCUUCAAAGGCACCUCAGACUAAGGGGAAAAGAAAAGUGGUUUCAUUUGAAGGAGAACUUUUACAAAAAAGCCCUGGAACAAAUCGGGAGUCAGAUAUAUCUAAAUGCUCAAAAUAUGAGGGAACAGAAAGCACUCUGGGAGGUGAGAAAAAAUGGACCAGCCACAAGCAUGGGAACAAGACACCACAGAACGUGCUAUCUGAGGCAAAGGGAGGGAAAAAGCUUCCCCAGAAGAGAGACCAAACAUUGCCAAAGAAGGGGAAAAUAGAAGUCUCUGUAUCCGGACCUGAUCUUUUGAGAAAACUACAGAAAAGUCUUGAGGUAGACCUGAGCAGUUCCCAAUCCAACAAUUUGCAGACAAGUAAGAAUGAUUCAAAGUACGGGGGAAAUCAGUCACAAGGCAAAGGCAAGGCAAAGGUAGACGUGAAUCUCCCUGCGGUUAAAGGGGUGAAAAAAGAUGCCCAAAUGGAACGGGAAAAGGCUUUGAAGCAAAUGCCUAGGAGCAAUCUAGCUUUGCGCAUGAUGGACUCUGUGCAGGUCUUCUACCCCCUGGGGAAGAACAAAGCUCCAUCCACCCAUAUUAAGAAGAUUCCUCCAAUUAGUGCUUCCAGCACAAUCCCCGAAAAGCCGUCCACCGCAACAGCAAGACCUCCGUCUAAACCACUUGCAAGGCCGCCACCUAGCUCACUAUCCAAAGCACCACCUGGCUCCUUGCCAAAGGCCCCAUCCAGUUCACUGAUGAGACAACAACCAGCUUUACUGGCUAAGCCACUGGUACAGCCAGUGAGGAAGCCAGGGCCGAAACUGAUGCUUGACCCAUCAUUCCUGCAACCAUAUGAGCCAAAGCCAUCGUCCUCUCAGGUCUCCCAAGCCAGCGGGCGGAGAGCGCAGGCCAGAGGGGCUGGGAAAACUGCUGGUCUCUCUUCCAGGCCAGCUGUUGUUGUAGCAGGAUGCGGGUGGACACCCAUCAGCGCGUGCUCCUCGACGCUCGUGAAACGUCAGCCUCCGGGUGACGACCCUUCUGCAUCCCCACCGUACGAAGGGGCGACAUUCAUCCCGUGGAGAACGCCCCCUGAUGACCUGGAAAUCUCGGAACCUAUAACAGAAGAACAACGACCCAUCAGAGAAAUGAUGAAGCGACGAGCUCAGAGGGAGAGGGAGGAGGCAGCGCGCUGGACAUCGGUGGGGCGAGUGCAGUUUUUUGUGGCGCGGGAGAAAGAAAUGGACAUAUCCAUUCGGUACGGCUACCCUCGGCGGUAA